Medicago truncatula (barrel medic) is the source of this 2418-nucleotide messenger RNA. Its product is annotated as monocopper oxidase-like protein SKU5. Gene Ontology annotation, molecular function: copper ion binding; oxidoreductase activity. The coding region runs from base 348 to 2120 and encodes 590 amino acids. The transcript has 9 exons. Lineage: Eukaryota; Viridiplantae; Streptophyta; Magnoliopsida; Fabales; Fabaceae. The record is from RefSeq and is a predicted model, not a curated record. Gene Ontology annotation, cellular component: plasma membrane.
AAAUACAAUUGGUAUAGUAUGAACUGUCCUUAGGCUGUCACCAUUUGAAGACAUUCACUCAUUCACAUUCAGCUCCAUCAUCCAUCCAGUGUCCACUCUAGAACACACCUUUUUUUACACCACAGCUAAAAAGUAGUGAAUAGAGACAACCCUUCCACACACCACUUCUCCAAUCUCUCUCUCUCUCUCUAGAACAAGAAAACCACCUUCUUUCUUUCAUAGUCCUUUCUUUCCUUAUAGACACAAAAAAAUUGAUAAUGUAAAUCAAAUCACAUAAAAGGAAAAAGUCUAUUCAAAACUUAGCUAAAAAAUUCAUCUUUUGAGUCACUAGAAAAGUUCUACAUUCAAUGGCUUCUUCACCUCUCUUCCUCUUUCUCAUCAACAUUUUCUUUCUUCUCACACUCUCUUAUGCUGAAGAUGCAUUUGUUCCCUAUGAGUUUGAGGUCUCAUACAUCACUGCUUCUCCUCUUGGAGUACCCCAACAGGUCAUUGCUAUCAACAAACAGUUUCCAGGUCCUACUAUUAAUGUUACCACAAACAACAAUGUUGCUGUGAAUGUCCACAACAAAUUGGAUGAAAAUCUCCUCAUUCAUUGGUCUGGGGUUCAGCAAAGGAGGAGUUCAUGGCAAGAUGGUGUUCUUGGAACAAAUUGUCCUAUUCCACCAAAAUGGAACUGGACUUACCAAUUUCAAGUGAAGGAUCAGAUUGGAAGUUUUUUCUACUUUCCUUCACUUAAUUUUCAAAGAGCAGCUGGUGGAUUUGGUGGUUUCAUCAUAAACAACCGACCCGUCAUUUCGGUUCCUUUUGAUACUCCAGAAGGGGACAUUGUUGUUUUUAUUGGUGAUUGGUACACGCGCAAUCACACGGCUUUGAGAAAGGCUCUAGAUGAUGGAAAAGAUCUUGGCAUGCCAGAUGGUGUUCUCAUCAAUGGGAAAGGCCCUUAUAGAUACAAUGAUACACUUGUUCCUGAGGGCAUUGAUUUUGAACAAAUUGAUGUCAAACCAGGAAAAACUUACCGACUUCGUGUACAUAAUGUUGGAAUAUCAACAAGUCUGAAUUUCAGGAUUCAGAACCAUAACUUACUUCUAGCAGAGACUGAAGGCUCAUAUACAGUGCAACAGAACUACACUAGCUUAGAUAUUCAUGUUGGACAAUCUUAUUCUUUUCUGGUAACCAUGGAUCAGAAUGCAAGUUCAGAUUACUACAUUGUCGCAAGUGCCAGGUUUGUGAAUGAAUCACGUUGGCAACGAGUUACUGGAGUCGGUAUCUUGCACUAUUCAAAUUCCAAGGGGAAAGCAAGAGGUCAUUUACCACCGGGUCCAGAUGAUCAAUUUGACAAAACUUUCUCAAUGAACCAAGCAAGAUCUAUCAGAUGGAAUGUAUCAGCAAGUGGUGCUCGUCCAAAUCCACAAGGAUCUUUCAGAUAUGGUUCCAUCAACGUGACAGAGAUUUACGUAUUAAAAAAUAAGCCACCAGUGAAAAUCGAUGGGAAGCGGAGAGCAACACUUAGUGGUAUUUCUUUUGCCAAUCCUGCCACUCCAAUCAGGCUUGCUGACCAUUACAAAUUAAAGGGAGUAUACAAGCUUGAUUUUCCCACGAAGCCUCUAACCGGAUCUCCUCGGGUAGAAACAUCAGUAAUCAAUGGAAGCUUUAGAGGAUUUAUGGAAAUUAUACUCCAGAACAAUGACACCAAGAUGCAUACUUAUCACUUGAGUGGAUAUGCAUUUUUUGUUGUAGGGAUGGACUUCGGAGAUUGGUCUGAGAAUAGCAGGGGUACAUAUAACAAGUGGGAUGGAAUAGCUCGUUCUACAGCACAGGUUUAUCCUGGAGCAUGGACAGCAGUUUUGGUCUCCCUUGACAAUGUUGGAGUUUGGAAUCUAAGAACAGAAAACCUUGAUUCAUGGUAUCUUGGUCAAGAAACAUACAUCAGGGUUGUCAACCCGGAGCCUACUAACAAGACUGAGUUGCCGAUGCCAGACAAUGCUCUUAAAUGUGGCAGACUUCAGCAUUUGCAAAAGCCUCAAAAAAUUAUUUCAUCUGCUUCAAUCAAUGGGAAUGGGCUGAAGUUGUUAUUCACUUUGGUGAUGUUUGUAUGUGCCAUAAUCAACAUUUUCCAGUAAAAGCACAUUGUAGAUCAUCCUCUCUUAAUUAGUUGAUUGCGAAGAGUUUGGCUUGUUGGUGAGAUUUGUGGUUGAAUUCUUAAUUUUUUGGUUAGUCUUGUUUAUAUCUUGGAGUGAUUUUGACUUGUAUUCUUGUUCUUAGUUUAAUCUUCAGUGGUUCCCAGUUUAAUUAUUUGGGACACUUGUAAUUCUUUUAAUGCCUAUAAUUGUUGUAGUAACUACCAAUCACAUUCUUGAUACAUGAAACUUGCCAACACCGUUUCCACUUCAUACUUCCUUUAUCUUAAAAUUCUUGAUA